GGCACCUCUCCGGGCCAGUGCCCUGAUUUUGUAGACAGAGAGGAGUUGUCCCCUGUCUCCUGCAACUCAUCAUCCUGGGGACAGAGUCCUCACCCGCACUCCCCUCCCCUCCACACUGCUGGCCAGAGGCCACCUGGUCAUCAGCAGAGAUGGAAAGGGUGGCCCAGGGCAAGAGACUCCACCUCUCUGGGCCCUUUCCUCCUCCUGAUGACCAGCUGCAGCAGAGCUCCUCUGCACCUUUUGGGGGGUGGGGUACACUGUACUUGAUGCGGGGAGACUAGGGCCGCUGCACUGUAGAAGCACUUCCUGCCCCCCCACACACACUGCAUCGCCUGCCUGAGCAGCCCCAUGCCCCAGAGGRGAAGGAAGAGGCAGGGGGCCCAGUUACUCCUCAGAGGACACCCAGUGGGACUCAGACUCAGGCAGGCAGUCUCCAGCCACGGCCCCCCACCACGGAAAGUGUCCACAGCAGGGGACACAACCAGCACUCCCUUGCCAGCCCUCGGCCCUGAUGCUCCGGAUCAGGCCUCCCUGGACCUCACGUUUCCCAUCUGAGAAAUGAAAGCCCUCCAACUCAUCUGAUUUCCCAGCAGUUUACGACUGUCCUGACCGGCCAGCUGGAACCCAGAGUCGGCUGGGGACAAAGGUGGYGGGCCCCUGCUAGCUCGGCCUGGCUCCUGGGCAAGGGAUUGCCAGCGCUCCCUGUCUGCUCCCCGCACUCCCCGUGAGCCUGGGUCUCCUCCUGAGGGCAGCACCCGGCCUGUCUUGCUCRCUGCGUGUCCAGGGCUGCUCUGUCCCACACACCUGGCCCACCAUGGGCCGGCUGUGCACCCUGGGCGGACCCCCGGCUCACUGAGCCUCGGUGUUCUUCUCUGUGCAAUGGGCUCAUGGUUCCUCCUCGUGGAGUUUUUCUGUGUCGACCAAUUUCACAGCAGAGGACACUGAGGGCCUGGCAGUGCCUGUGGGACCCAGGCUGGGUGACACCGGAGAAGAUGGAAACUCAGGGCCCCCUGCAGCGGCACGUGGGCCUCGUGGACCCGGCUCCCCUUUCAAACAGAAGCCGUCCAUACGUGCCCGCCCAGGGCUGCCGGAGCCUCAGCCYCUGUCCCCAGCAGAGCCACCUCCUGGCCCACAGCCCUGGCUCCCUCCAGGCUGCUGCCCACCGCUGGGUCGUGGGUCCUGGAACCCAGAGAGCAUCCGCACUGCCCACCGGCAGCGCCGCCUUGGGAGCAGAACAGCAGGCCACUCGAGUCUGCAGGAGACCAGAGGCCACCAGCCGGGAACCUCCAGGCGCAUCUCAGACUGGCAGCUGCCUGUGGCCGUGCCCUGGCCCGCGAGUCGCCUCCAGCUCCCAGCACUUGUCCCCAGGAGCCGUCUGCCGCCUCUCCCCCGGGCCAAGCCCGAGCAGGCUGGCCUGGCGCUGCCCCGGGCCCACGGGGCCGGGAGGUGGUUGGGGUCCAGUCCGCGCAAGGACGAGGGAGCCAGACUAUGCUGACCCCAGGUGCCUCCAGGCUCCGUCCCUCAUUCCGGGGAGCGGCUCGCCAACCCGGCCUCCWCCUGCCCCGGCUGCCCUCACCCCACGACCUGGCGCCCCUUCUGGCCAAGAAUGAAGAGAGCAGUUCUCUGCCACCCUCAGGAAGAGCCUCAGAUAUGCCAGGCCACGGGCAAAGAUGUCCCCUCCUUCCCGGGGAGAAGAAUGGAACCAUUAAUAAUAAUAAUAAUAAAG
This is a messenger RNA of Urocitellus parryii (Arctic ground squirrel), 1726 nucleotides long. The record is from RefSeq and is a predicted model, not a curated record. Lineage: Eukaryota; Metazoa; Chordata; Mammalia; Rodentia; Sciuridae.